This is a messenger RNA of Lolium perenne, 2095 nucleotides long. Its product is annotated as phosphoinositide phospholipase C 2. The record is from RefSeq and is a predicted model, not a curated record. Gene Ontology annotation, cellular component: plasma membrane. Lineage: Eukaryota; Viridiplantae; Streptophyta; Magnoliopsida; Poales; Poaceae. Gene Ontology annotation, molecular function: phosphatidylinositol-4,5-bisphosphate phospholipase C activity. Gene Ontology annotation, biological process: phosphatidylinositol-mediated signaling; release of sequestered calcium ion into cytosol; lipid metabolic process.
CACGCACACACACCAUAUACAGAGAGAGAUAGUAUGCACCAGCUAGCGCUCAUACUCGCACCAAACUUAAUUACUCCACUACUACACUCGACGUGUGCAGCUGUAGACUGAUCCGGCUCCUAUAGGCAGUGCGCGGCCAUGACGACGUACAGGGUGUGCUGCUUCCGCCGGCGGUUCCGGCCGGCGUCGAACGAGCCGUCGGAGGCGAUCGGCGACCUAUUCCAGUCGUACGCCAGCGACGACAGCGGCGUUCUCGGGGAGGAGGCGCUCAGGAGGUUCCUCCGGGAGGUGCAAGGGGAGAUCAGCGACGACAACCUCGAGGAGUCGGCAAGGGAGGUCAUGGCGUUCGCGGCGGAGCAGAAGCUGCUGAAGAAGGGCGGCGGUGGGCUCACCGUCGAGGGCUUCCACCGCUGGCUCUCCAGCGACGCCAACGCCGCCCUCCAUCCUCGCCGAGGGGUUCAGGAUGACAUGACGCUACCGCUGUCGCACUACUUCAUCUACACGGGCCACAACUCGUACCUGACGGGGAACCAGCUGAGCAGCGGCUGCAGCGAGGCGCCCAUCAUCAAGGCACUACGCGACGGCGUCAGGGUCAUCGAGCUCGACCUAUGGCCGAACUCCGGCAAGGACGACGUCGACGUCCUACACGGCAGGACAUGGACGUCGCCGGUGGAGCUGGAAAAAUGCCUGGAGGCCAUCAAGGAGCACGCCUUCGUCUCCUCCCCAUACCCCGUCAUCCUUACCCUCGAAGACCACCUCACUCCCCAUCUCCAAGCCAAAGUAGCAAAGAUGAUCAAGGAAACAUUUGGGAACACACUCCACCUCACGGAGUCUGAGGCGAUGUCGGAAUUCCCCUCCCCCGAGGACCUCAAGGGCAAGAUCAUCGUAUCGACCAAGCCGCCAAAAGAGUAUCUCCAGACGAAGAGCAGCAAGGAGGAUUCACAAAAAGGCGGUGUGGAGGAGGAGGAAAGUGUAUGGGGGGAUGAAAUCCCGGACAACAAGGCCCUCAUGGCUGUUAAUCGUGAGGUUUCAGAGCAGGAUACCAAACUGUACGUUCAAGAAGAGGAAGAGAUGGAGAAGACAUCACAACAAGGGGUUAACAUGGAGUACAAGCGCUUGAUCGCGAUCAGCCUCACCCGGAGGAAGCACGACAUGGAUGAGGAUCUCAAGGUUGAUCCCGAUAAGGUAUCACGGAUGAGCUUGGGCGAAACGGCAUAUGAGAAGGCUACCAUGACUCAUGGAGCUGAAAUUAUCAAGUUUACACAGAAAAACUUGCUUCGGAUUUUCCCUCGGACGACGCGCAUUACGUCCUCCAAUUAUAAUCCACUAAUGGGCUGGAGAUAUGGAGCUCAGAUGGUUGCAGCAAACAUGCAGGGCCAUGGAAGGAAACUUUGGCUGACUCAAGGGAUGUUUCGAGCAAAUGGUGGCUGCGGUUACGUGAAAAAGCCCGAUUUUCUGAUGAACUGCGAUAAAAUGUUUGAUCCAAGAUCUAAUCUACCAGUAAAGACAAGGCUAAAGGUGACUGUCUACAUGGGAGAUGGGUGGCGAUUCGACUUUCACAAGACGCAUUUCGACAAGUUCUCACCACCAGACUUCUACGCAAGGGUGGGUAUAGCAGGAGUGAUGGCAGACACUAGGAUGGAGGAGACAAAGGUGAUCAUGGACAACUGGAUACCGACGUGGGACCACGAGUUCGUAUUUCCUUUGGCGGUGCCGGAGCUCGCCCUUCUCCGGGUGGAGGUGCACGAGUCCGACAACCACCAAAAGGAUGACUUCGGUGGCCAGACCUGCUUGCCGGUGUGGGAGCUCCGGCCUGGGAUUCGCUCCGUCAGGCUAUGCGGCCGUGAUGGCGAGAUGAUGCGGUCAGUCAAGCUCCUAAUGCGCUUCGAGUUUGUAUGACAAGCUUGCGAGGUGUCGUCUUGAUUCCGGUGAUGUCGGUGGUGCGUGUAGAAACUUCCGCCUUUUUUGGUCGGUGGGGCGCCUCUGUCAUUGUACACACGCGCAUGCUGUAUAUGAUGUGAUUAGAACUGCGGGUGCGGUGAUUAUUUGUCAUUGGAUGUUGUGAGUUAACGAAAGAUCAAAUGAUUGUUCAGUA